Molecule: messenger RNA, 3018 nt
Organism: Echinops telfairi (small Madagascar hedgehog)
Lineage: Eukaryota; Metazoa; Chordata; Mammalia; Afrosoricida; Tenrecidae
Gene: UBIAD1
Product: UbiA prenyltransferase domain containing 1
Exons: 2
Coding region: 237-1253 (338 amino acids)
Biological process (GO): menaquinone biosynthetic process; vitamin K biosynthetic process
Cellular component (GO): endoplasmic reticulum; Golgi membrane
Molecular function (GO): prenyltransferase activity
Source: RefSeq, a predicted model, not a curated record
UGGGCUGGAGACAGUCCUCUCCCCGGUGGCUCGUGGUCAGGGCAGUGCCGCUGGCCUUCGUGGCGUGCAAGGCCCGCUCGCUCUAGUGCUUGAACGCUGCUGCCAAGCCUCUGCCCCGGGGCGCAUCCGGAGGAAGGUCAGGCCCCGCCGCCCCGCCCCUUCCCUGCUGGCCCCGGGGCAGUCGCUGCUCCGUGGGAGGCUCCCUUUCGAGCCCAGUUGCGGCACGUGCAGGGCCCAUGGCGGCCACGCAGGUCCCGGGGGAGAAGAUUAGCAUCCACGCGGGAGAGACGGCCAGAGCGGGGGACAGGCAGCCCCUUGGGAACGACUGUCCCGGGCAGGACAGGCCGCCCCAGCGCUCGUGGAAGCAGAAGUGCGCCUCUUACGUGUUGGCCCUGCGGCCCUGGAGUUUCAGUGCCUCCCUCACCCCGGUGGCCCUGGGCAGUGCCCUGGCCUACAGAUCCCAGGGCGACCUGGAUCCCAGGCUCCUGGUGGGCUGUGCCGUGGCCGUCCUGGCUGUGCACGGGGCUGGCAAUUUGGUCAACACUUAUUAUGACUUUUCCAAGGGCAUUGACCAUAAAAAGAGUGACGAUAGGACUCUGGUGGACCGGAUCUUGGAGCCCCAGGAUGUUGUCCGCUUCGGAGUCUUCCUCUACACCUUGGGCUGUGUCUGUGCAGCUUGCCUCUACUGCUUGUCCCCUCUGAGACUGGAGCACUUAGCUCUCAUCUACUUUGGAGGCCUGUCCAGCUCCUUCCUCUACACAGGAGGAAUUGGCUUCAAGUACGUGGCGCUGGGAGACCUCGUCAUCCUCAUCACUUUCGGCCCUCUGGCUGUGAUGUUCGCCUACGCCGUCCAGGUGGGGUCCCUGGCGGUCUUCCCCCUGGUCUACGCCAUCCCCCUCGCCCUCAGCACCGAGGCCGUUCUCCAUUGCAACAACACCAGGGACAUGGAGUCCGACCAGGAGGCGGGCAUCGUCACGCUGGCCAUCCUCAUCGGGCCCGCCCUGUCCUACGUGCUCUACACCACGCUGCUCUUCCUGCCCUACCUCGUGUUCAGCAUCUUGGCCACACGCUGCAGUAUCAGCCUGGCCCUCCCUAUGCUCACCAUUCCCAUAGCCUUCUCCCUGGAGAGGCAGUUCCGGAGCCAGACCUUCAACAAACUGCCCCAGAGGACCGCCAAACUCAACCUCCUGCUGGGCCUUUUCUACGUCUGUGGCAUCAUCCUGGCACCUCCGGGCAGUCUGCCCAAGCUGUAGGAGGAUGUGGCUCCCCGGACAACAUGGCCUCUGGGGGAAUUUUUUGAAGACAGAACGCCCUACAGGGAAUGUGAUUUGGCAGUGAGGUUCUGAAGGCUGUGCUGUGUCGCACGACACCCUUUUUUCGCUUAUUCUGAACAUGCUGCGUUUUCCCAUUGGGGGAAUCUUGGAGCCGCUCUGUCCUGGAUGAAGGUGAAUUCAGUGCGCAGUCUGUUUUAUUUAUUGUUUCCACUAGAGGGUGUUGUCGGGUCACUUUCCCCUCGGUUCCAUGGGCAUGGUCUAAGUGUUUGUGAAGGGGCUGCUGGGUGGGCGUCCUACCCUGGAAGAGCCACAGCCACCCGGCAGGUAUCUUUUUGUUCACUUGGUCUUGCAGACGAUGCCGUGGAGUGCCGCCCGGGCCCAUUAGCAUGGGUAGCCCCUGCCUCUCACUCAGCCCAUGGGCCUGGCGCAGGCUGCUUGAGAGAGAGGCCCUCAUUAACAGCCUAGUGCAGCGUGGCUCCCAGCUCUACCCUGGCGUGCCUGUCAGGAGCUUUUGUCCUUCAUCUCUGCUCACUCGUCGCCACGGCUGAGGAGACAGCCCCGUCACUCUGCAGCAGGCCCCACGAGCCAGGCGGCACUGGGCGGGGGAAAUAGCCACUCCUGGGGGUGCUGAGGAAUCGCUCUGCUUUUACCUGGGAAUUGGUAGGGCAGCUGUCUUCCCUUUGUGGAGGCUGCUGGAAUGCCCUCUGGUGAACUCUUAGGGAUCCUGAGAUUUCAAGGUGUCACCACCACCCUUGUUGGUGGCUUAAAGCCUACGGGGCCUUUUUCCCAACCUCGCCACCGAAUGCUCCCCAUCCCACCUCACUCUCAGCCCCUGGGGCAGGGAGGGCUGGUGUGGAGAGCCAGACUCUCCGAGCCACAGCUCUGUGGCUGAGACAGGAUAGGCAGACCAGGGACACUGACGCCUGCCCCGAUGAACUCACACUAUUGGCUCCCCUUCCCCAGAGGCUGCCGCCACCUGCCAGGUGCAAAGAGAGCUGAGGUGUCAGUGAGGGCACCGGAGAGGGGCCUUCCAGCGCUGACCCAAGGGCUUUUCAUAUCCUCGCCCAUGCAGUGUCAGCUCUGCACCGGGACUGCUAAGUCGUGUCUGGUCCAGGACUGAAACAGGUUGAGGUCUUGGUCAUUGCGCGUUUCUGCUGAGGUCACCGCUGUUCUGCCAUUUCAAGGUCUUGACCUGCAGAACGUGACAGACUAAUUAGUUUUGAAUCCUUCAGCUCAAGCCACUAGUGGUUUGGCUACUUGAGUUGGAAUUGGCCGUCUUACUUAGAGAAAACCGUAUUUGAGCAUUGCGAGUUCCUCUGAAACGAAAGGUCUGUCCGCCGGAGACCCAAGUCCUUGGGCAAUACUGUAGUCAGAGCCCAGGAACCACGGGAAGAGAGAGUGACCUCCUUCUCCGCUGCCCUCCCAGCACCGCUGUGGCUCUGUCAUGCUGGGGCCUCUGAGAGCUACAGGGUGAGGUCAUUCUCACAUCCGGUCAACCUUGAGGCAGCAGGGCCCACAGCGUCCCGAGUCCUCGGCCAGGCCCACCGUUGUAGCCACUCUGCUCAGGACCAGUAGUUAGCCUUGCACGGUGUCUGGUGCCCGUUUUAAUGCAUAUUUUUAUAUGUACAUGUGCCCCACAGGCCACAUGCGGUGCCAGGUUUUAUACACAGGUCCCCAUAACUUGUACAUCCUCUCAAUGAAGGCUUUCUUGAGACUUGUUAAUAAAAGCAGAAAAAAUACUCCA